GUACUUUACCCAUACAGUAUAUGUGCUCGCUUUAACAGUCGACUUCUCGUGCACAGCUAACAGUCUGCUGGUACAUUCACCCAUAGCUACAGUCAUGGCAGAUAUCAGCAAAACUGAGAGGGUUCAGCUGCACGCCCCAGAUCUGGAGGAACUGCGCGGUGUAUUACAGGCAGGAUUGGAAGGCAACUUUGCAGAAGUUCAGGUGAGCGUUGUGGAGUGUCCAGAUCUCACCAAGGAUCCAUUCCAGUUUCCUGUCAAAGGCUUGUGUGGAAGUCCUCGUAUCACUGAUGUUGGUGGUGUGCCGUACCUGGUUCCCUUGGUUCAAAAGGACAAGGAAUACAACAUGAACACUGUAUCAAAAGAGCUGGAGCUACCGGGAGCUUUCAUCCUGGGUGCAGCAGCUGCUCCCUCCAGGAUCGUUGGAAUGAAUGCAGAGCUGAUGCCUCUGGUUCUGACAGAAGCGGAGGGAAGGUCUGCAGUGAACAGCAGCUACUUCUCCUCCAUCAAUCCGGCUAAUGGCCAGUGUCUGCAAGAAAAAUACAGUGACAAAUUCUCUGAUUGCAACUUUGGGCUGCUGGGUAAUCUGUAUGCUUGUGAAGGGAAGUCUGGAAAGGUCAUAGAGGUGCGGGCCAAGAAGAGAACAGGAGGCCACAGUCUUGUGACGGCCUUGAGGAAGACACUCGAAGGCCACUACCCUGAUAAAAGUCUGGCUCUAGGAGGCACCUUCAUCAUCCAGAAAGGGAAAGCUAAAAUCCACAUCAUGCCAAGAGAGUUUUCUGCCUGCCCCCUCAACACCAACGACGAGGUCAACAACUGGCUCAAGCACUUUGAGGUCAGCGCUCCACUCAUCUGUCAGUCGGUGCUCGUAUCCAGAGAUCCCGGUUUGGACCUGCGUGUGGAGCACACCCACUGCUUCAGCCACCAUGGAGAAGGUGGCCACUACUACAUAGACACUACGCCUGACAGUGUGGAGUAUCUGGGCUACUUCAUGCCUGCAGAGUUUGUCUACCGCAUCGACAGACCCACAGAGACCCACGGAGUUGGACGAGAUUGAAAAACUUCAAAAAUUCUUAAGUCACAUUUGCAAAUUAAAUGUAUCAACCAGUAUGAGAUUUAUAUUAAGUUCUAUGCAUUAUAAUUCCCCUCAAGUAACUCCAGUUUUACAAUGAAAAAUGAUUAGUCAGCAUUACUUCUGUGAAUGUUUGCUGUUAAAUCACAUUUCUCUCAAAAUUACUCACAUUUCUUAUGAACAAAAUCACUGUAUUUCAUGAAAUAAAAACAAUGUUGAGUUUCUCUUAA
Molecule: messenger RNA, 1299 nt
Organism: Lates calcarifer (barramundi perch)
Lineage: Eukaryota; Metazoa; Chordata; Actinopteri; Centropomidae
Gene: bkgd
Product: linkage group 20 C11orf54 homolog
Exons: 8
Coding region: 95-1054 (319 amino acids)
Cellular component (GO): nucleus
Molecular function (GO): zinc ion binding; hydrolase activity, acting on ester bonds
Source: RefSeq, a predicted model, not a curated record